AUGGCCCAGGACCUCGCUACUGGCAGCGAGGACAGACAGUUGAGCCCUGAGCCAGGGGACAUCCGAAAUGACGGUCUUUCCUUGACUACAAUUUUAACAAUUAUAAAUUUGAUUGCCCUGAAACCUCUGUCAGUUAUUCCUGCAAUAGCUGAACAUUGCAAUACUACAACAGGUAUAGAUCCAAAAAUUUUCUUUAAUGCACACAUGAAAUUUCCACCAGACUACCCUUAUUCUCCACCAAGCAUUAGAUUUCUUACAAAAGUUUGGCACCCCAAUGUUUAUGAGAAUGGAGACUUAUGCAUUUCUAUACUCCACCCUCCUGUAGAUGAUCCUCAAUCUGGAGAACUCCCUUGUGAAAGGUGGAAUCCGACCCAAAAUGUCAGGAAACAAGUGUCUGGAGGACGAGCUGAAGCUGAAAAAGAUGGUGUUGAAAUACCUAUGACUCUUGAAGAUUAUUGUAUUAAAACCAGAGUUAGAGCUCCCGAAGCUAAUAUGGAUAUGACAGAUUUUUAUGUAGAUGAUUAUGAUAUUGAAGAAGAUGAUGAUGAUGAAGAUAUAUCUGCUGAUGAAUAUGAGGAUGCCGAUGAUAGUGGUAAUGGUGAAUCGUGAUGCUUAUUUUGUAAUUCAAAUAGUUACAAACCAUUGAUUUUUUUCUACAAUUUUUUGAAGCUUUUUAAUAUGUGUUUAGUAAGGAAAAAGUUUAAUUUUGAUAAAUCAAAAUUCAACAAUUUUUUAAUAAACUUUUCACCAAAUUUUUUGUAAUAUUUCUUUUGGUUAAAAUACAAUAUAAAAAUUAUGAUAGUAGAAAAGAAAGUUUUAUAAAUUAUUAUUUGAAUAAAUCCUUAUUUUAUUUGUUUAUAUAUGUGUAACUAAAUAUGCCUUUAUAUAAAAUUACUACAAAUUGUAUUGAUAUGGUCACUUGAAUUAAACAAUAAAUACACUCAAUCUUUUUUUCCUUUUAUUUGGUAUGUUAAAGAAAAGGCUGUGAAUAAACUGGAAAACUGCUAAGUAAAGUGCAAAAAAGAAUGAUUGUGUAAUGUCAGGUGAUCAUUGUUUAAAAUGUUGUUUUCUUAUUAUAAUAUUGUGCAGGAGUUAAACUUGUUCUGAAAGUCAAUACUUUAAAAAAAUAUUAAAAAAUAAAAUAUUUAAAAAAAUAAUUGUAUUGAAGUUAUAAGAUGGAAAAGUUUGGGUAUAAUAAACAUAGAAGUAAGCUCUAGUUUGUAUUCAAAUUUUCACAGUAUUAGAAGAACUGUCAAAUGGCAGUUUCUUAAUGGUACUUGUAAAUUAGUACUUUUUUUAUCUACACAUAAAAAAAUUAUAAAGAGGAGUUUUGUUCUAUUCUCAACACAGCCAAAUUAUGAAAGUUUAUGUUAGAUAAAUGGCACUCCAUCAUAGUAUAAUUGUUAAACCAGCUCAAUAUAAUUUAUUCCUUUCCAUUAUUUUGCUUAAAUUGUCAUUGUAUUAUUCUUAAUUUUUUGUAUGUACCCUAUGUUACGGUUUUAUGAUAGUCUGAUGUACAUUGAUUGUCUUUUCUUUAAUAAUUUAUCUAUAUUUCCAUGUAUAUGUUUGUAUACAUGUCUACUAUAUUAAUGUAAAAGUAUGUAGCAUAUUUUCAUUCUAUAUAUUUAUUUUAAGCGGCUAACUGUUUGAGAAAAUGAGAUGAUAACUAAUAUAAUACAAAAGUUAUAUUCAGAAUAGAUUUUUGAAAAUAAGACAUUUGACAUCUUUUUUGUCUAAACAAAACAUUCCAGACAUUUAGAGAAAUGUUAAUCAAUGAAAUACUCUACCAUCCAGACCAUAUUCAAAUUUACUAAUAAAUAUUCUAAAAGUUGGUUUAUUUAUUAUGCAUUAGAAAAAAUAUUGAAAUUAAUGUCUGUCCAGUAGAAUGUUUUGUUAUUUUUAAGAUGAAAAUAGUGUCUAUAAACUUAAGUGUUAUCUCAUUAUUGUACAGAAUUUAAAAAUACUGAAAAUUCUCAGCUAUUUGAUAAAAAUUAAUUGUUUUUAAUAUUUUUCUUUUGUUAUGAAGCAAUUACUAAAUUAAUGUAUUAGACAUUGCAAUUAUUUUUUAUAUGUGUAUAAUAAUUAUUGUUAAUGUCUUGUGAUGUUUCAGACGUAGAGCAGUUAAUUUUUAAUUUGGUGUUUAGAUUAUAACUUUAGCAACCAUUUCUAUCACAAGUUAAGAUAAUUGCAUAUUGUACAGUUUACAUUAAUUAGCAUGUUAUAAUUAGAAAUGAUUUUAUUCCAUUUGCCUUGUGAAGUGUAUAUUAGAAGAAUCAUGGCAUCCAGCAAUAAAAUCUGAUGUAGGUUUAGUUUGAAUAAAUGUGCAGUGUAAUAAAUAAGUUUUUAUUUAUGUUUUUAACCUGCAUUUCUUAGAAUAAUUGUGAUUUACAAAAAACUGCUUUUGAACUAGACAGAAGCAGAUAAUCAGUUUGCAAGGGUUAUCUUGAAGUUUUUUUGAAAAUAUUUACAUCAUUUGUUCCUUAAUAUCAAGUCAAUAUUUAUUCUUCAACUAUCGAAUAAGCUAAAAAAUAUUCUUUUACAAUUGCAAAAAAUAUUUCUGAAUAUGAGACAAUUCAUUUGUCCUUAAUUAGUUACUAAAAUAUUAAUUUAAAAAUAUAUAAAAACAUAGUAUUACUUAGCACAAGCUAAUUACUAUUUUAAGCAAACCUGAACUGUUUCAAUAUAAGGUUAAUAGCAUAAAAAUAUAAUCAUAAUAAUAAACAAAGUGAGGUGCCAUUCCUUGAGAUAAAACACAAUCUUGGCCAUUGGACCCUGUUCUGCUACUAGAUUUUCAAGAAGCUGUGCCCACCAUUAAUAUCAACAAUGACCGUAAGAAUGGAAGUCGAAUGCAUUAUGUGGAAGGUUUUUUUCACUAGCUUUAGCAGCCAUCUUUCUCAGUUGGCUGGUUAAUAUAAGUUUAGUUCCAACAGACAGCUUUCUGAAAUCAAUCCAGGAUUAGGUUAUAGCUACUAGAUCUCACUGAAAAUGCCUUGGAGCAACAGUAUAUAUUGGACAAGUGUAGGUUCCAAAUCCAUUCAGCACAUAAUUGGAGAAUAGCCCUUAAAAGGAAAUAACUAAAGACUUCAUCCAGAAUGAGGAAAUCAAAUUGUACUGGAAUUAUACAUUUAUAAAAGACUCUACCAUAAUCUAUAACAGGUCUGAUGAUGUGUUUUGUUAUAAUUUAUAACACACAUGUUAUGAGCUGCUAUAAGCACAUCUAUUAUUUCAUGACAACAAGAAGUAGAGGAGGUAGAAAUAAAAUGUGAAUUUAAGUCAUCAGGUGAAACGGAUAAGACUAUUGAGGAAGGGGAUCUGGAAGGUUCACAGAGGGAAAGUUUGGUAAUUUUAAAGUUGAAAUUGUUAAGGUCUAGCAGCUAGGUUAAAAGACCAAUAUAUAAUAGAUAAAGUAUUGUUAGUGCUAUUGUGAUAUCCAGCAAUGGUCUAAUAUCAAUAUCCUCCAUGGAAGCUACUGACAGGUUUGGAAUCCAAAUAAAUGUUAUAGAUGAAGCACAAAAAGCUGGCUUGUUAAAUAUUGCUAGGAUUGUAAGGAGCUUUCUUAAUAUUCAAUAGGACUGUAAAGAAUUGAUCUGAAGUGAUUGGAGUGAAUUAUUCCCCUCUCAAGGAAAAAAGUCUUUUUGAAGGAUUUGACAAAUUAAUAGAUUCAAUAUCUAUUUAACCAAAGAGCAUUUUUUUAGUCUUAAAAUUUUCACUUAUUUUUCAAGGUCAAACCUCAAAUAAGAUGAUUUAUUGUAAUUUGAAAAUACUUAAAUAAAAAAAAAGAACUAUUCUUUAAUGUUUGUGUUAUGUUUCUUUUCUAUACAAUAGCUUUAUAUUAAGGUGAUUUGUUUGGAUUCAAAAGAUAAAUUAACAAAAUCAUCCACAUGUUAAAACCACAUGGGCUAAUGAUUUGAUUUUUUUUUACCCACUGAAGUCUUACUAUGGAUUAAUAUUUUGUUUCACUUGCUGACCAUACCCUCUUCCGGGUUAAUUUUUUCAUUGACCAUAUUUUUGGUGUGGAGUUUUGAGACUGGUGAUCAUAAGUUCAAUUAAAGAUAUCCCCUACAGAUAGAUAGAAUAGAAUAGAAAAUAAUUUUAUUCUGGGAUGAAGUCGCUUUAGAAUAACAAAAAAGUACAAAAUUAAAGUAUUAUAUCUAGCCUAAGUAAAAACAAACAUAAAAAGUAAAAAUAAAAAAAAUAUUAGUUAAACAUACUAUGUACAAAAUUAAAAAAAAUCUAUAUACAAAACACUUGAAAGCAUGCCAAGACACUUAAAACUAUGUACAGUGGUAAAAUAUAAGUAUACACUUAAAAAAAAAAAAAAAAUACAUUACAUUCUUCUUAUCAAUAAACUCUGUGUUUCUGCAUAAAAAAAAAAAAAAAAGAAAAGGAAUCUGAUAGUAAGUAUUUAAGUGAUGAAUUAUAUGUAAAUAUAUCAUUAUGUGAAUCAUUUUAAAUAAUAUGUAAAUUUAUAUAGAAAGUUAGCGGGGGGAGGGAUGUCUGACUGUUUUUGGGAUAGAAAUUGGAAUAGGAGGGUUUUAAAUGUAGAUAGAGAGGGAGAAUGCCGAAUUUUGAUAGGAAGGGAAUCCCAGAAAUUAACAGAGUGGGCAAUAAACGAGUUUUUGAAGGAGGCAGAUCUGUGGGAAGGAAUGUAAAGGUCGGAAGGUCGAGAUCUUGUGAAAAGGGAGUGGACUGAGGACUUUCCUCCUGAGGAUAAAGUAAGGUAGGCAGAUAGUGGUUGAUUAGGUAUGGAGACUGCUUGGGUGCAUUGUGAGAGAAAAGAUUGGAACCAAGAGUUGGAGCUAUUGGAGAAAGAUAAUGAUUUUAGUUUGUUGAAAAGGAUGGGAUGUUUAAUGGAAUCGAAGGCUUUGGAGAAGUCAAGGAGUAUAAAGACAGUUAAUUGUUUAUUAUCUAUUGCAGUCUGAUCAUUGGUAAUUUUAAUUAAGGCGGAUUGUGUGGAGUAGCCAGGAUGGAAACCAGAUUGGAGAGGAUCAAGUCGGUUGGACUUUUCAAGGAAAUUGGAAACUUGGGAUUGCACCAAUCUUUCUAGGGAUUUUGAGAGAUUGGAAAGAAUUGGGAUUGGGCGAAAAUCUUCAGGAGAGGAUGGAUUAGGCUUUUUAUUUAAAAGGAGGACAAUGGCUUUUUUCCAAGAGGUAGGGAACAUUGAGUUCUGAAAUUGUAAAUGAAAAGGAGAACUGGGAGGAUUUCGGGAAGACAUAAUUUUAUCAAUUUGACAGGAAUGCCAUCUGGUCCUAUGGAGUUGGUGUGGGAUUUCAUUACAGCAGUUAUUAAGUCAGUGGGGGAAAUUUCGGAGAAAUAAAAGUCAUCAUCCUUGAAUGAUGACUCAGGAGCAAAGUUGGAAGAGGAGAAUAGAGAAGAAGUAGAGGAGGCAGAAAUAAAAUGUGAAAUUAAAUCAUCAGGUGAAACGGGUAAGACUAUUGAGGAAGGGAAUCUGGAAGGUUCACAGAGGGAAAGUUUGCGAAGGAUUAACCAUUUAGAUCUGCGAUCUGGAGCCGAUGAAAGGGCUUCAUGGAAAUAGGUAGCUUUAGUUCGCCGAAUCCUUGUUUGUGUCAAGUUGCGGAGCAUCCUAAACACUUGAUAGUCAUCAUGGUACGUCUAAAGCGUCUACGGCCAGCAUCACGCCUCUUCUGCAGAUCCUUAAUUUCUUGGCACAUCCAAGGUGCAGGCCGGUUGUCAAACGAAAGGUUGAGGUUUUUACGGGAGCAUGGGUGUUAAGGAUAACGAGGAGAUUGGAAGUCAGGAUCUCAACCAUGGAGUCGAUGAUCGGAGGAGCAGGAAUAUAUUCGGUUCAAGUCUAAGGUUUCAAGAUCAGGUAGUAUUUUUUCAUGGGUCAGAGUUUCUAGCUGACGGAAAGUGACGGUUCUCGGAUGAAUCAGAGGGGUUUGGAUAUUAUAUGUUUUAGGAUCAGGUCGUGAGACGAUAAGAAGGAUACUGGCAGUUGAGAAAAGGAGAGGAGAUUUUGGUCAGAGUCUAUAAUGAAGAAAUCUAACCAAGUGUCGGCCUUGCAGGUGUGGUGAGUAGGGUAAAAAGGAACAAUAAAGAGAUGAAGGGAGAAAAAUAUGUUUUAUAGAUAGGUUUUGUCUUUAGAAUUAGAAAGGAAAUUGGUAUUGAGGUCACUGGCGAUGAUUAUUCUAGGAUAAAGGGGAACAAUGUUGAGUAGGGUUGAUUCUAAGGACGGAUCAAAUGGAACAAGGGGAGGACGAUAGAUCACUGUGUAAAGGAAAGGGAAAUUAUUACAGGUAAUUUCUACUAGUAGGUACUCAACUUGUAGAUGUUCAAAGGGGGGCAAUCAAGGAUUCGAGACUUCAAUUUUGCUAGAAUACGAGAAAAAUAUUGCUACCCCACCCCCAAUCCAACUGGCCCGGUCGUGACGGAUGAAGGUGUAAUUAGGUAGGGAGACAGUAUAUAGAGUUUGUUGAGCCAGGUUUCUGAGAUUGCGAUGAUGUGAAAAAAGUUUUGAGAAAAGCACUGCAGGAAUUCACCGUAAUGGAAGGGAUUAUGAGUUAACGUGAGAGGUGAUUAGGAUACUAGACAUGGGGAGGAUUUGAUGGGAAACAGUCCAAAAUCAGCAUAGAGAGAAUGAAGCAUAUAUCAUAUUCUGAAAGACAUCUGAAAUAAGUAUUAAUAAGGAAAACAAAAGUCGAUAUUGAAAAAAUAAGUGAGUAAGAAAAUAAACAAAUUAGUAAGCAAGAGCUAUGAGACAGUUUAACCAAAAUCUUCAAAAUUAUUUGAGUACCAAUUAAGAUAAAAAAUACUUUAAUGAAAGAGAAGAAAUGAUGAAACCUGUACAGUCAGGCGAAAAUGUCAAGAUCCGAUGCCUGAUUAAUCAAGAUUACUUGAUGGCUGUCAUCUUUUCGGCAUCGCACAUUGCUGGCAGCGAACCAUACGUAUCUUAUCUUCCCAGCAGCUCUCUUCUGCCGGGCAAGCCAGUAGAGGUGCCUGUUUGUUGGGGUCAUUUCCUCGCCGAGAUAAAUUUGGUGGCAGUCGUUUUCAUGCCACCUGAUAUCACGCGUCGAGAAGCCCCUCUUCACUUUUCUUCUCGCUAUCAGGUCGUCCCUCACUGACUGCCUGACGAAAUGUAAUAUUACCGGCAGCGAUUGCGGGUCUUCCUUCUUGCUUUUGCGGUGUUGCACCACAUCCACUCCAAGCUUGAUGCCCAACCCCGCGGCUAUACUGGUCAUCAGAGCCGUGGGUGUCUUGCCUGCUCACACUGGUAUCCCACGGAUCUCCAGCGAUCUACAUAAUAGACCCUGUUCUGUUUUGUUCAGGAGGAUCCCUAAUUGCUGACUCGGGAUUUGAGGGUUUUAUUUUUGAAGAUAUCAUCUAGCCAAAAUGUUUGGCUUUGCCCUCAAAAUACAGGACCGAAUGGAAAAUUAUGGUAACAUAUUAAUACUGGUGGUGUCAGUAUGUAUCCCACAAAAAACUAAACGUUAGCCGAAUACAGGACAUCAGGCGGCUGGCAUCAAAGAACGUUACUUGUAUCCAUUUUUUUUUCAUUUUAAUAGAAAACAUUGCUAAGUAUGGAUGGUGAAAUUUAAACUGCCAACAAGUGAUGGAAAACCAGUUGGUAAAAUUUCAUCAGGUAGGUUAUUAUUUAGAAGAUUAAUAUUUUAUUAUUCUUAUAAUAUAACUCAUGAUUUAUUAUAUUAUAUAGUAAAUAUGAUAAGGAUAAAAGAGCUUUUAAUACAGCUAAUUUAAAUGGUGAAUGUUAUUUCUGCAUUGUAGUACAUCAAGAACAAAGAGUACCGGGAUAAGAUUCUCAAAUCAAAAAUGAUGAAAUGUCAAAAAUGGUUUUGCAUAUGAAAAUGAAUGAAAUUACUUUAACUCAAUGUAAUCAGGAAUAACAGAAGCUCAUACACUUCGGGUAUCAUUAUGGAAAUUGAUUUAUUAAUCAAUAAUAACAUAAACAAAGACACCAUACCAGUAAAUGAAUCGCUUAUAGCUAAAUAUCGCAGAGUAAUUACCAAUUUUAUUGUUGUUGGGAUAAUGGAGAUCCCGAUGGGAACUACAUUUUCUAUACUUUUUGGAGAUUUUACGAAACACCAAUAAUAGAAUUUCUUAAAAAUCAAAUUUAGUUAAUCUGAUCAAACACAAACAAAUAGAAAAAAAAUCUUAUUUGAAACACUCAAAUUGAAAACCAUAAAAUUGCACAAACAUCUAAUCAAAAGUGGCACAAAUAUAAAAGACUAUAAAGGCAAGCAGUUUAGGAAACAAGUGAAUGAGGAAAAUCCAAUUUACAAAGGCUGAGCCGGUUUGUUUUAAAAAUUUUAAGAUACUUUACCUGUAAAAGUAAUUCUUUUACAGGUUGCUUUCAAUCAACAAUUGUUGGCUCACAAGAAAGAAAACUAUGGCUCCAAUUUAGAGGGGCAAGUUUUAGUAGAACUAUUAUUUAUUUAACAUAUUGAUGAAAAAUCUUGACAAGACUGUUAACACUUAAAAAAUUAUAGGAUUUUUUUUUAUUACAAAAGUAUUUCCAAUUCAAAAAUCUUUAACUUUUUGAAAGGAGUAAUACAAAGUCUUUAGUCAAAUAUCUCUGUGUUAACAAGCAUUUCUUAGUGACAUCACGUUUUCUUUGAAGUAAGUUACUUCAAGGAAUAUCAACUUAGUUCCUCCUUAAAAAUUUCUUAGGCCCCAUAUUGCUAUGUCGGUUUGUCAAAUUUAUCCCCAAAUAUAAUAUUUUUUUCUAAACUAGCCUAGUGUUUAAGAGUAAAGAAUUUUUCUGGGAGAAACAAAUUUGAUAAUAAUUUUUUGGCCCUCAAAAAGCUCUAAAAUAUGAAUUUUCAUCUAUCUAUCUAACAAAGUCUAUGUGUGCAUGUCUGUAAGGGAACAGCCUAGCUCAAAACAAAACAUUCUACGAGGGUGAAAUUAGGUAUAAGCAUUAACCUUGCAGCAACUUUUUUACUGAAAUUGAAUUAUCAGAAGUGCCACUUAAUAUAAUUUAUUUUAUGAUUUUCUUGAAAAUGGCUCAAACAUUUUGGAUUAAAUUUGUUAAACCAAUGUACAAUCUAAUGGUCUUUAAUAUCAGCUAGGUAUUGUAAUCAUUGAAAUAGUCUGACAAGCCUUAAAUUCUGAAUUUUCAAAAUUUCUUCCUCUAAAGCAUCUUAGAUUUUGUUUACUUUAAGUAAUUAACCAUUUCCAAUAACUUUUUUAAAAUACAUCUAAACUAUGAAAUAAUUUGAUAAUUAAAUAAAGAAGAAAAAAAGGGAAAAUAUUUUUGCAGGUUGAAAAUAAAUUUAUGGAAAUAUGAGUAGUAAUAUAGAUGAAUAAUAUACCAUUUAAAAGUUAAAUAUUUUAGAAAAUUUAAUAACUAAUAUAUAAAGUAAUGGAGUGUGACGGAAAUGUAAUGACUAAUUAUUUUUACUUCUACUUUAUUGAAUAAAAAAUAAUUUUUUCCAUAGAAAUUUUAAUUAUUUUUCAGCUUGACACACCAAAAAUAAAUAAUGCAAUUAUUAAUUAUAGUUAGUUUAUUUUUUUUUUUAGUAAAGUAAUAUUCUUAAAGUAUAUUAAUGUAUUUAACAUUAACUUCUACUGAAAGUAGGGUGGUAAGUGGAAGUUGUAAGAUGUGUGCACCACACUAGGUUUUUAUUGUAUAGUUUCAUUCUAUAAAUUAAAGGAAGUUCUCUUCCUUUCCUUGACUAUCACCAGUGCCAAGAAUUAAGGCAAUAUUUAAAAUUUUACCGACAUAAAUGGUAAUAUAAAUCAUUUUAAAGAAAUGGUUAAUUUUUCUUCAGUAAAAACUUUAUUUAUACAACCAAAUAUACACACACAAGUGCAUAUAUUCUUAGCAUGUACUCUUUAAUGUGUACAUAUGUUAACUCUUAUAUACACAUUAUUAUAAAAAUUACAGUAAUUAAAGCAUCAAAAGAUAUAAUACAUCAAUCAAAUGAUAUAAUAAAACAAAAUACAUUAUAUACAAACUAGGAAUAGAACAAGAAAAUCUAUAACUGACUUUUUUAUUUGUUACACUAAAACUAAUAAUUAAUAUUUCAGUUACUGAAGUAAGAAAUUCUAUGUCUUGUGAGGCACUCAACACACGAACUUCAAACACAGUAGGUAGCGUGUGAAGUUAAUGAAAUUGUGAAUAGAAUAUUAGGUAUCGGUUUUUUUAAAAACUAAUUUAUCAUUCCAAAUAUAAAAUUCAAAGCGUUCACAUACCAUUUGUUUUUUUUAUGUCAUAAAUAAUUUAGAAUAUAUUUUCUAUCACUUUUGCCAUCAUUUUAUUAACAAAUUUAUGGAAAGUUUGUUUAAUAUGAUUUUAUUAUUUGAGAAAAUCAAUUUACUUAAGAUUAUUUUCAAAGUUUCCAGUAAUGAAAUACUCUUUCGAUGAUAUCAUGAUAACAUUAAAGAACAGUAACUACACACAUUUUAGAAGUUUUUCUAAAAAUUUUCUUUGAACAGAUAAUUGCAAAAUAAAUGCACAUAAACCUAAAUUUCAAAAUAUGCAAGUAUAUUAAAAAAUAAUUUAACUUAAAAUUAACACUGAACUGUUCAGUGCUAAUGAUUAUUAUGAAUGAAUUGGAUGACAAUUCGAUUUCUUGAAAAAAAAAAAAAACAGUAUAUAUUAGAAAAAUUUGAACUAAUUACUUAAAUUUUUAUAAGUUAAACAGCAAUUACAAAAAAAAAAGAACAUAAGUGUCAACUUAUUUUCUUUUUUUUUUUUUUUAAAUUGGCUAUAUUACUUUGAUUAGGUUAAACUAAAUCAUAUAAAAUGAAAUAUGUUUUUAAACUAUUUUGGCAAAAGUAUAAUUACAAGAAAGUAAAAAAAAUAUAAAUCAAAUAUAAUAAAGAUAAAAAGUAUUGCUAUUGUGUACACCCACAAGAAAAGACAUAUCAUCAAACUUAACAAAAUCUACUUACUUAGUUUUAAUAUUCUAAUUAAAUGAAUUGGCACAAAACACUAAAGUCUACAUUUAUUAACAAGUCAUAUUUUAAUAAAUUAUCUUAACAGUAUAGAAAAUACAAUGAAAUAAACAAUAUAAUAUAACAUUUAAGUUAAAAAUUAUAUUCAAUCAUUAAAAAAGUUCAGAAUAAAGGAGUAUACUAUCCUUCAGCAAUAUAUAGAAGGAACAUCCAAUUAAAAUAUUUAGAUACUAUUAAGUCUGCACAUUUGUUUAAUACUAAACCAAUUGGGAGAUCAUAUUAUCUGCAUCAUUUAAUACAAUUUAAUAUCUAAAAGAGAAAAGGAAGUCAAACUUCGAUACAUUGACCUAAACACAUUCUCAUUACAUAAAUUGAUACUUUAUUUAUGUAAAUCGCUAAAGCGUAUCUAUUCAAAUCACAGGCAAAUCAAGUGGAAUCACUUGCAGAUAUUGCUUGGUUCUUUGAAUCCAAAUUAUUUAGAGAAAGAAAUAACUACAUUAAAAAAAUAUAUUUGGCAUAACAAAUAAAAUCACAGUAAUUAUAAUUCCCAUUAAUAGCAAAUCAUUUAAUAAUUGAUAUAAAGUUGUCAAAUAAACUGAAAUGAAACCAUUUUCAUAAAUAAUCCAAAUUAUAAGUUUAUACUAAAAAUAAAUAUUUUUAUUGAUCAUAAAAAAUGUUAUUUUUAAAAACUGAAUGAUUAAUAAUUUAUAAACUUUUCAAUUUAUUAGAUGAGAGCUAAAAAAAUAUCAUAAACAAUAGAUGAUACUAAAAAACAUAACUUCAGAAUAUAAAUAAGAAAGCUAAAUAAAAUCAUUUAACAAAUAAUUAAACAUUUCACUGAAUCUAGUAAAACAUAAUUCAUAGUAAAGUUAAAUCAAAUAAAAUAGUAACAUGUUAUAAAAACUAUAAACAGGAGAAAAGUAGAAGAAAACAAGUAAACAAAGUUAUACAGACGAGAACAUUGAUAAUGACUCAUAUUGCUCUAGAGAUUAGGAUAUGCUUAUUUAUGAUCAAUUACAAAACAAAUGAAAAUAUGAAUUAAAGAUUCAGUUCAAAAAGAGAAACCAUUAAAGAUUUCUUACUUUUCAGUUUAACAUUAUUUCAUAUUGAUGAAUAUUAUAUUAGUGAAACCUGUCUCAUGUAAUAGUAAAUCUUGAUGUAUAAAUGUUUUAACAUAUAGCCAUUUAUAAUUGAAUAAAUUAUACUAGUGAAUGCAAUAUGAUAUAUUACAUACUUAUGAUAAUAAUGCUUAUAAUUUAUUUAGAAUAUUUAUAUAAAUGAAUUAUUAUAAGCUAAAAGGUUCUAUUUAAGUAAAAUAGUUAUAAUAUAUCUUAUUAAAAAUUUAUCACUUAAAAUGUGUAUUCCACUUUCCUGAUUCAUUAAGUCACAACCUACAUGUAAUAGCAAUAGCACCAUUAAAUAUAAUGUGAAUGAAUAUCAAUAUCUGACUAUGAUAUGUUACAGCAUCAUAUCCUAAGCAUAACAUAAACACUCUGAUAAUUAUCGCUUGUUUAAAAUGGCUAUAUGUUAAGACAAAUUGUUAAAUAAAUACUAAUUGUCAAAACCAUUUAAAUUAAAAUAGUAUUUCUUAGUAAUAAAAGAGUGCAAUAUUACAUAACUAGUAUUGGUUACAAUGUAAAAAUAUUUAUCCUACAUUCAUUGUAUUGCAUUAUUAGCUAAUAUUUCAUAAAUAAAUCAAUUUAAUAAAUAAGUCUACAUACCAACAUAGACUUAAUAAUUAUAUUUAAAACAUCUACAUCAAUGCUUCUUAAUGGGCCUACUUCCACAGGGGUUGUGAUGUAUUUUGUACAACACAUGAUCACACACAUAGUUCAUGUUUCAGUAUACUUUAGAGUAUUUGAUUAAAAUAUAAUAAUUACACUUCUGAACUGUAAAGAAGUGGAUUACAAAAAUCUAUAGAAUUUCAAAUUGAUCCAAAAAAUGUUGAGAACUACUGGUCAAUUUACUAGCAUAACGUUUAUGUUAAACUAACUGUACAAAAAAAGACAUUCAUCAAAAAUAUUUUAACUUUCAAAAUGUACAGCAGGAAUAAGGCUAAAAUAACUUCAAAACAGUGUUUUGAAGCAUUCAAAACAGUGUUUUGAAGCAUUCAAAAGUACCCGGAAGGAAAUUUUAAUUAAAGAUUCAACUAUCAGACUUAAUUUUGAUUGCUGACAAAAUAAUAACCAAUGCAACAAGGUAAAUGAUAAAAUUCUUCAGAACUUUAACAAGCCAAAAAGCAAUAUGACUUGAAAAUGAAAAUCUGAAAUCAUAACGCAAAGUGCUAAUAAACAAAAAUUUACAUGACUUUUUUUUUUUUAAAUACACCAAUGUAGUAAGAAAGUUCUCAAUAGAAUCAUUCUUCCUAAUAACAUUAAAAAUUCAUAAUGAAAUAAAAAUAAUUCUACAAUUUACUAAAAAUCCAUACUCUGUAUUUAAAUCAUUUAUAAUUUCCUGACAGUUAACAAUAUAAAAUGCAGAGGAAGUUAAAGUAAGAACAAAAAUGUUUGAUUGAAAAUCAAUUUUUGAAUAAAAAUUUUCUGCUAAGCAAUAAAUUCAAGUUUAUAACAUAAUCAUUUGUUUUAUUUAUGUUGAAAGCAAUUUGUACAAAACAAAAUGGCAAGCAAAUGAUUGUAAGUAUAUUAUAAUUAACAUAUUUUAAAUCCUUCAUUAAAAAACCUUCGUAGGCACAUUCAACUUCUCGAACACAUAUUAUGUUUUUUAAACUCAAGCCUGGUUUUAAUGAAUAAUGAAUAAACUAAGGCAUCACCUAGUGAAAAUACACUAAGUUAUAUAGUGCUGCAAUUCAUUUUUUUUCUUUCAAUUUCAUUAUCAUUCAUUCCCACAGUUAUCAGACCUUGCCAACACUUAAUAUAUCAUAAACUUAAAAUUACUAAUUAAAUUUUCUUUUAAUAUAGGUUAUUCCUAGUAACUAAACGUUAAUGUUAUUUCCCAGUUUUGUUUGAGAUAAAACAAUAAUAUCUAAAACAUUAAUAUAAAAAAACAAAAACAUUAUAAAUACAGUAAAACUUUAAGGAAAGAUCAAUGUAUUCAAACUAUAAUCACUGUUUUAUAUAUAUAUAUUAAAAUAAAUUAAUUUAACACUUGAUAAUCAUAGUUAACUUUAGGAAAUAUAAUUAUUUUCAAGAAUUAGUAAAUCAUCGAUAAUAACCUGAACAGCUUUACUCAAUGAACUGGGUUAAUGUUAAGCUUACUUUGAAAAUCAAACAAUGAACUAACAUACAUUCUCAUUAGUCAACGCACAUAACAUCAACCAGUAAAGAUAUUUAUCAGAAAGAACGAUCAAAAUAAUAAAAUAAAUAAAAAUCAUCAGGAUCAAUUUAACUUUGUAACUGAAACCAUUAAAAUACAUUAAUAAAAAUGAAAUAUAAUUAUUAAAAUAAAUAAAACAAAAAUAAUAGGGUGAAACAAAAUAACUUUAGAAAAAAAGAUGGUAUAAGAUAGGUAAAAAUUAGUAAAAGAAAAAAAAAAAAUCAAUUCUCUUUAAAACAACUAAAGUAAUAAUGUUGAAAGAAAGAGAAAUAUAAAUAUUAAUAUGAUAUAUUAAAAAGUAUAAAAAAAUAUUUGGGUCUGUUUCUGUCUUUACUGUUCAUAGCAAUUUGUUAAUUGGAGCUAAAACUAUUUGAGUAAAAAAAAAAGUAUAUUGACAUUUGGAAGAAAAAGAACCUUUUAUAUAAAGCUAUUUGUUACCAAAAUAUCACUCUAAAAUAUAAAACAUUAUGAACUUUUCAUGAAAAAUUAAAUUAAAAGAUGCUAGAGCUUACAAUUUUCAAAAUGGGAAGAUAAAUGUAAACUAAAAUAAUAUGUUUCAAUGAUAAAAUAAUCUGUUUAACUGAAUAUUUUAAUUAAUGAAUAAUAUUAAUUUAUAGUUAGAUAGCCAACAAGAUGUGGGUCAAUUGUUGCAGGAGGCAAUAGAACUUCAAGGAUUGCAGCACUACGUAGUUUCCAGAUAAGACUUUAUAUAAUAUCUCUCUUUCACAGCUUUUCCUGAAUAACUAAAUAGUUAUUCUUGUAUAAUAAAUAAAAUGCCAAGAUAUGCACUAAUAGUGAAACAUACAUUUUAGUAUACAUUUUAAAUAUUAUCUUUCCCGGUUCGAAAAUCUUAAAAAGGAAAUAAUCAUAGCUUCAUACAGAUGAUAUCAAUAACCGAUGAGGUUAAAGGAAAUUACAGUGAAAUUAUUCGUAAAUUGUUUAUCAACACAAUAAAUAGCAUAUGAUAUGAGGUUGAAUUGGUCUUUUUUAAAACCAACAAUGAAACUCAAGAAAUCAGGCUAUAUUGCAGUAUUUAGUUAUUUAAAAGAAAACAAAUUAUUUUUGAAUAGGGUUAGUUAGUUUUUGCUUUGCAUAUAUAUUAUAAUUAUAAUUUAAAAGGUCAAGUGGACCUUAUACGGUAGCUAAGGAACAAAUAUUAUUAUGAUGACAAAUUAUAAAUAGUUCUUUUUUGUUUAAUACUUUUUAUCACAUUAAAAAAAAUUAUAAGCUUCACUCUCAAGGAUGCAAAAUAAUAAUUUAAAAAAAAAUAUCAAAUUUUAUCUUUAAUAAAAUAUUGACUAUUGUCGUUUUUACUAGCUUAAAAUUAAAUUGACACCAAAUAAACAAUUAAUAUGUAUCCCCUCUGUAAUAUAAAUGAUAAAUUCCAACAAAAAUAUAAUGAAAAUUAAAUACUGGUGGAGUCUAAUUUGAUAUGUUCAAAAGUAAAUGUAUGAUUCAGAUAAUCUAAACAUCCCUUGAAAAAUUCCAGGUAAUUACAAUAAACCUACUUACCCAUCAAGAGUUUUGAGUACUAGCAAGAGCUGACUUCAUUAAAAGGUGUUUUUGUGCAAAUGGAAUAUUUAUCAAAUUGGAUUGAAACAUUUUAUAAAUUAACCUAUUAAUUUCAACUAAAAAAGAAUCUCGGCAUGAAAAGCACAUUGAUUGCAUCUCGUGAAAUAAAUAAAGAGUAAGAUUAGUCAAGUUGAACUGAAUACAUACUUAAAACUUAACUACCAAAUCACUGGCUAUACAAAUUUUUCAAAUGAGAUACGUGGUUUGUUAGUUUAACCUACAAAAUACCAUUAGUACACUUCAUUAAAAUGAAGGAAUGUACUUGUAUUGGUCUUGUAUUGCACUGAUAUUGUUCUAUAUUUAGCACAGUUAAGUUUGUUCGAAGAUUCUGUGUUUAUGUAUUUAGAUGUUUCAUAUAUUUCUUUAUCUCUAAAGAUAUUAAUAAAAUCAUUUCCUGUAGUUUCGUAUUUCUUUGGCCAAUAUAUCAUACCCUCCAUUCUUUCGUAUAAUAUAUAUAUGUAUACACAUAUGUGUAUAUAACAAUAAUUAAAGUAAUAUAUAUUAAUGAUUUUAAAAAGUCAAUCAAAUGUUAUAGUUAAUAAAAAAAUUAAAUAAAUUAUAAAAUUGAUCAAAAGGUUUUCUACUAAAUGCUAUUUCUGAUAUUUAUGAAAAUACAGUUCAAAUACUGUCUAUGGUUGAAAAAUACUAUAGUAUUCGAAUAUUUAUUAAAACUUGAAACCUAAAAUGAUAGAAUAAUCACCAAGUUAAUUGACUUCAAGAAAAAUGACAACAUAAAUGUAUUUUUUUCGUAAGGUCAUACCAGAGAGGAAACAAAUUUUAAUUAAAUAUUCAAAACAUCAUUUACUCUUAAGUAUAAAAUUAUGAAGCUAUCAUAAUUAUAUUCAAAGGAAAUAUCAAAGUACCAACAGUAUAUAACUAAAUUUGUUGGGACUAGGACUUCAUUACAACAAUCAAUACAAAACAUUUUAUAUUUAAUUUUUUUAUUCAAAUUUUUAAUAAAUGUAAUUGUUAAGAUGAUUAUAUUAUUAUUGAGCCCUUUCAAAAUAUUCAAAUUUUUUAAACAAUAUAAAUAACAGAUAAUUAAUUUACAAUCAAGCAAGUACAAGAAAUUACAAUCAGAGAGCUCAUUCUAAUAAAUCAGUUCAAAAAGGAAGGAAUGAAAAAAAUAUAUAAAAGUUAUUAAUAAAUCCUGAGGGAUAGGAUAUGAACAUUUAAAAAUUUUGGUUACUUUAAUAUGGUAGAAGUUGAGAGAAUUUUUUCCAAUUUUACAAAAUAUUCAAAGAAAUAAAUAACGUUAAAAAAUAAUAAAAUCUAAUAAUUACAAAAGAUAAGACAUUUAAAUAACAAAAUAGAAAUAGCCAAUUUAGCACAACAAUAAAUUGGAAUAAAUACUUAAUAUAUCAAUGAAUAAUUAUCACCUAAAAUAUUUUAUUUUUCAGCCUUACAAAUAUUAUAAAACAAAUUAUCAAUUUAUAUAAAAAGUUUUUAAUAAGUAUAAAUUCAGAAUUUACACAAAUAGGUAAAUAUACACAAGAGCAUAAUUCCCUGCCUAUAAUGGCUAUUAUUUAAUAACUACUAUUGUACAAACUAAAAAUAAGCCAAAGUUUAUUUAUAACUUCUAUAAUUUAUAUUUAUAAAAAUAUAGUAUAGCUUCUCGAAAUUUUUUUCCUAACCAUUCCAAAUGAAUUUAUUACUUCAGAAAUUAAAUCCAGGCUGGAUUUUACGUUAAAGGAGUUUUUCUGUUACUGAGCUAUUGGUUGCAGAGCUUAGAGUUGAUGGGUUGAGGUCAUCGCCCCAGAGUAACUGUCAGUUGACUAGCUCAACAGUAACAAACCGUUUUAGUCGUUCCAAAUACUGACCAUACAACUCUACAUCAUUAUGACCAGCUCCCUG
Messenger RNA from Nezara viridula (southern green stink bug), 17577 nucleotides. NCBI's taxonomy places the organism in Eukaryota, Metazoa, Arthropoda, Insecta, Hemiptera, Pentatomidae. The record is from the annotation of a GenBank genome assembly.